Messenger RNA from Pseudo-nitzschia multistriata, 1470 nucleotides. The record is from the annotation of a GenBank genome assembly. Lineage: Eukaryota; Bacillariophyta; Bacillariophyceae; Bacillariales; Bacillariaceae.
GYACAACAUCGUACGACUGCCAAUCCCCGUCCUCCGCAAAGUUUGCGCACCGCUCCUCGCUGAGCUGCAUACAUACCGUACCGUGCUUCGACAUCCCCCACACGCCGCACUCCGAGCCCAAGUCCCAUCGACGAAAAGCAACACCAGCAACACCACCACCACCACCGAACAGAACAGAACAGAACAGAACAAACCCAUCGCGCAACAAACAUGGCCUCCGACGGACCACCCCAGCCCAUGCCCAUGAACCCCGGCGUCCCCACGGCCUCGCUCUCGAACCCCAUGGCACAGCAGCAGCAGGCGCCGCCGCAGGCCAUGGCCAUGGCCAUGCCCCCUCCCAGCAUGAUGGUCCAGCCGACCCCCAUGGCCAUGAACGUUUCCAUGACCCAGGGCAUGGUCCAGGUCCAGCAGCAGCAACAGCAGCAGCAGCAGCAACAACAACAACCCUCCAUGGCUCCGGUGCCACCCGUUGCCGCGGCCGCCGCCCRCCAGGAGCUCCAAUCGAUGCCCAUCCGGGCCUACCUCGACCAGACGGUGGUUCCGAUCCUGCUGGACGGUGCGUGUUUUGUCCGUUCGCGUUCUCGAUCCCCUCCGACACCCACUCGCACUCGCACUCACCCUCUCACACCCAUUUUGUCGUUCGUCUCGUCUCGUGUCGCCUGGUUUCGUUUUCGCUUUUGUUUUCGUUGGCAGGAAUGGCGGAGCUGGUCAAGGAACGCCCGGCCAACCCGAUCCAAUACCUGGCCUCCUACCUGAUGCGCCACGAUCCGGCCCGUGCGGGAACGGCUCCCGCGGCGGGCAUAAAAAAAUAGGGCACGGUGUGUGCACCGGGCGACACCGGUCUCCGCUCCGCUUCCAAACAAACGAGAGCAAGCCGAUGCACGGACCGGUCCUUGACCUUGGUGGCAAAAGAGAAACAGAAGCAAGGAAGCAUCCGCAAGGAAAGCGGUUGGUUGCUCGAAUCGGUGACCCUUGUGCCUUCCUCGACCGGCGGAUGGGUUGUGUUGGGCAGGCAAGCAAGCAAGCAGACGGAAAGACGGGCAGCGAACCACCUUGGUACCGGCGUGGACGCGACCGGUUUUCUUGCGAAUCCUGCUUGACCAUCUGCGAACGAUUGGAAUGGAAUGGAAUGGAAUGGAAUGGAAAGGAAUGGAAUUCCGUGCCUCUCGCGGGCAAGUGGAAAGGGGAAGCGCAAAACAAACCGAACGGGUCGCGGGCAGUGGUGGUUGCUUGCUUUCUUGCUUGCUGGUCGGUCGGAUUGUUUUUCGGUUGCCACGGGUUUGCAUGUCGAGUCGGUGUGCCGAUGCGUUGGUGGUUCUAGUGUGUGUCUGUGCCUUUGUUUUUGCGUUUGAUGCCGACCAUCGUGGGAGUUGGGAAACACAAAAUAAUGUGCAAUUUGGUGAGGUUGGUCGUCCAACAAGGUAAUUUAAUACAUAAUAUUCUAGGGAACAAUGAAAUUAAAAGGUKGAC